Molecule: messenger RNA, 354 nt
Organism: Eruca vesicaria subsp. sativa (arugula)
Lineage: Eukaryota; Viridiplantae; Streptophyta; Magnoliopsida; Brassicales; Brassicaceae
Source: the annotation of a GenBank genome assembly
AUGGCAGGUAACAAGGAUCUAAAGAUGAAAGCUCCGAAGAAAGAGUAUGAAGGGGAAACAUUGAAGGAGGCUUAUGAGAGGGACAUGUUCGAGACCAUGCAGCGUUAUUGGGCUAUGCUCUUAAUGUUCCGUGAUCAGAACAAAUCCAUUGAAGCAAGACAUCAGGAGGAGCUCAAUAAGGUUCACAUUGCUGCUAAACUGGAGUUUCUCGAAGAAUGCGAAGGUCUCUUUUCAAUGUACCAUGAGAAGAAGAAGACAGAGUUCGAGCUGGUCCUUGUCGAAUCCAAGCUUGAAGAUGUUAAGGUCCCUACCAUCGAUUGGUUCAAAUUGGGUGAGCCAAUGAUGUAUGAGUGA